AUGCUGUGGCUGGAGCCCUCCUCCAGGCUGGGGGGCCACGGGCCUGGCCUCCUGCCCAGGCUCCUGGCUCUCCUUUGCGUGGCCUGGGCAGAGGUGCGGCCGCUCCAGCUGCGGGAGGAGCAGGCGCCAAUGCCCGGAGCCCUGAGCAGGAAGGAGGGUUUCCUGCUCCUCUCCCUGCACAACCGCCUGCGCAGCCGGGUGCAUCCCCCUGCGGCCAACAUGCAGAGACUGGACUGGAGUGAGAGCCUCGCCCGACAGGCUCAAGCCAGGGCAGCCCUCUGUGGCGUCCCAGCCUCAAGCCGGGUGCCCACUCGGGGGGCCACUUCACAGGUGGGCUGGAACGUGCAGCUGCUGCCCGUGGGCGUGGCGUCCUUCGUCCACGUGGUGGGCCUGUGGUUUUCGGAAGGCCAGCGGUACAGCCACGAGGCGGCGGAGUGUGCCCUCAACGCCACCUGCAGCCACUACACUCAGCUCGUGUGGGCCACCUCGAGCCAGCUGGGCUGUGGGCGUCAUCCCUGCUCUGGGGACCAGGCCGGGAUGGAAGCCUUUGUCUGUGCCUACUUUCCUGGAGGCAACUGGGAGGUCAACGGGCAGCCAAUCGUCCCCUACAAGAAGGGCGCCUGGUGUUCGCUCUGCACGGCCAGCGUCUCAGGCUGCUUCAAGGCCUGGGACCAUGCAGGGGGGCUCUGUGAGGUCCCCAGGAACCCCUGUCGCAUGAGCUGCAGGAACCACGGACAGCUCAACGUCAGCUCCUGCCGCUGCCACUGCCCCCCUGGCUACACGGGCAGAUUCUGCCAAGUGCGGUGCAGCAUGCAGUGCGUGCAUGGCCGGUUCCGGGAAGAGGAGUGCUCCUGUGUCUGUGACGUCGGCUACGGGGGAGCCCAAUGUGCCACCAAGGUGCACUUUCCCUUCCACACCUGUGACCUGAGGAUCGACGGAGACUGCUUCAUGGUGUCUCCGGAGGCGGACACCUAUUACGGAGCCAAGAUGAAAUGCCAGGGGAAGGGCGGGGUGCUUGCCCAGAUCGAGAGCCAGAAAGUACAGGACAUCCUCGCCUUCUACCUGGGCCGCCUGGAGACCACCAACGAGGUGACCGACAGCGACUUUGAGACCAGGAACUUCUGGAUCGGGCUCACCUACAAGACCGCCAAGGACGCCUUCCGCUGGGCCACCGGGGAGCGCCAGGCCUUCGCCAGCUUUGCCUUUGGGCAGCCUGACAACCAGGGGUUCGGCAACUGCGUGGAGCUGCAGGCCUCGGCCGCCUUCAACUGGAACGACCAGCGCUGUAAAACCCGCAACCGCUACAUCUGCCGGUUCGCUCAGGAGCACAUUUCCCGGUGGGACCCGGGGCCCUGA
Molecule: messenger RNA, 1356 nt
Organism: Pipistrellus nathusii (Nathusius's pipistrelle)
Lineage: Eukaryota; Metazoa; Chordata; Mammalia; Chiroptera; Vespertilionidae
Source: the annotation of a GenBank genome assembly